CAGUAACUUCGUAUCGUCCGAAAGUCUCAGACUUGGACACUGCACAUCACCAACCUCGUGCAAACCACUCGCCGCAAGGAUCAGCUCACUGCUGCUACGGACAGGAUGGCAUCCAAUGAGGGUACCGCAACUCUCCGAUUUCUCACAGAUGCAGGACACCUCUUGGCCGGGACGGCUCCCGAGACCUCGGCAGAUCUCAUGAGACGACGCAAUGAGCUGAUGUUUGAGCACGAGAUGCCUCUGUCGGACAGGCAGCGACAAAAUGUAUGUGGCUGUUGCGGUCACAUCAUGGUCCUAGGACUGGGGAGUGAGCUCCAGGUCGAAGCUGGAAAAAGAACCGGCAAAAAGCCUCGCUCGGCUAGAGGCCUGAAGGUCAACAAGGCACGAGGCAACACUCUGCAGACGCGCCCAGGCCCAACCAAAGCCAUAACUUGUGGACACUGCGGCAGGUUCACGAAGGUUGAGCUGCCAGCUCCGGCUCCUAUCACGAGGCACAAGGUGAAAGCUGGGAAAAUCCCCGAACCCUCCGGACCCGGAGUGAACUUGUCUUUGUCAAGCGCCUCCCGAGAACCACCAUCUCAAAAGUCAAGCGCCAACGCGAGCAGCAAAAAGCGAGCCAAGUCGAGGAAGGCUGGAUUGCAGGCCUUGUUGAGCCAGUCCAAUGCGGCGCGAAACGCAGGACCUGGGCUCGGUCUUAGCCUUGCCGACUUCAUGCAGAAGACCUAAGUUCAAUAGGUGCCGGGCCGUGGAAAGCGCUCAUUGGCCUCCUAAGGUACUGUACCUACCUACGUAUGUACGUGGUACUAUGCCUCGAGCAAGUUCGGGCGGCGCCCCGAACAUUCGGGAGCCUGGUGGAACGUUAAGGCUCGGCCUGGAGCGCCUAGGUUUAUGACAUAAGCC
Molecule: messenger RNA, 900 nt
Organism: Chaetomium strumarium
Lineage: Eukaryota; Fungi; Ascomycota; Sordariomycetes; Sordariales; Chaetomiaceae
Exons: 1
Coding region: 106-726 (206 amino acids)
Biological process (GO): tRNA processing
Cellular component (GO): nucleolar ribonuclease P complex
Source: RefSeq, a predicted model, not a curated record